GCCUGAAAGCACCACACAUGAUGAAAGCUGAUCACCAGCCCGCAUAGUGAAAGCAAGAGCCCCUUCAAAAGAAGUUGCGAGAAGAGGUGAGUGCGUGCAUAGGCUGCCCUGGCUGGGCGGGGGUAGGGAGAGGUGGGGAGGGCAACAGGGGCAGAGCAAAAGGGGUAGGGACAGAAGGAAGGGGAUGGAGCCGUGGGACUGAAGGCUUUGGGGCCGGGGACGCCGUACUGCUUCCCACAUAGUGCUCCAGUUCUCCCCUGUUAGGGAACCUGGCUCUGCAUCUCCGGUUUAGCUCUUCCCUUUUGUCCAGCAAAUCUAUAUAGCACUUCUGAAGCUGUUUUUAGAGCUGACAAACAACCCUCGCUGCCUGCCUAGCGUUCCAUCUUCAGCCGCUAGCCAGGAACUACGCCCAGCGCCUGCUCGUUGGCCGGCAUCCCCCUGUACCGUCCGCACUACCGGCGAGCUUGGGGAGGGCCCCCUCAACACAGAGGUGGCUCAUCACUGUGCGUAGGGCUGGAAUUUCGCACGAAACUGCUUUUCAGAUGGUUCAUUCCCUCCUUCUCCCCCUUCCCUUCUUUAGUCAUUCUCACUUGCUUUAGAGCACGAAAUGAAGAACUCAAAAAUCGGCUGCUGCAGCAGCCGUGCUGAGCCCCCAGCUGCCCUGCUGCUUGCAGAGGAUGAAGCUUGUGUUUUUUCCUACCGUGUAACUGUCAGCAAGUGGUGCUUUCCGGUUCUUGAUUGCACUGGUUUUGGCAGUUCUUUUGUUCAGUAAGACACAGCUGGCUGAGGGACGCAUUUCUCAUGGCAGGAUUUCCUAUCUACGAACGUAUUUAACCUUUUGAAGCUGUGGUAUGGUUUGCAUAGCUUUUCCUUUUGUUGGAGAAGUCCAUAUAUAAUGGCUUCUGCAGCACUCUGGUACAAAACAGGAACGCUGUCAGCAAGAGGAAAUAUUCGCCUGCUGUAUAUCAUCCUCAUGUGUAUCCCAUUAUACACGCUGGUACCGUGUGUGUCUGAGUGCAUUUCUUCCAACGAAAGGUCUGUUGUGGGUAAGCUCGGGCAGUGUGUGCACAGUGCCUCAGUGCAUCACAGCCCAAUUCCGAGCUAUCCUUGGAAACAUACAAAGGUCUGAGAUCCCAUAAGGGUAAAUCCAGGUGUAACGGCAACAGACAAUCGGUUAAAUAUUGACUUAUGUCUCACUACAAUAUUUAGUUUAAUAUAUCUAUUCCUUACUGGUGGUGAGCCAUGAUGACGAUGAGGGCUGCAGCUGUAUGCUAACUGCCUGAACUGGGGGAUGUUUCUGUUCAUUUUUCUGAGUCACAGAAGAGCAGCACAAGGCGAGGAGGCUUCCCUGUUUAUUGGAGUGGCUGCUGAUACUGCCCCAUAUAGGAAUCAUGAAACUGGGAGGGAACCUCUGGAGAUCAUCGAGUCCAACCUCCCUGCUAAAGCAGGUUCCCUACAGAAGAUUAUCCAGGUUGAUAGUGAAUAUCUGCGGAGGAGACUCCACCACCUCUCUGGGCAACCUGUCCCAAUGCUCUGUCACUCUCACUGUGAAAAAAGCUUUUCCUCAUAUUUCUGUUCCAGUUUGUGCUGUUUGCUCCUUGCCUUCUUGUUGCACACCACUGAAAAGAGCCUGUUCCCCUCACUCAUUUGACAGGGGUUUGCCUAGUUUCACUGGAAUGGAGUUGAUUUCCUGCAUAGUGUUUGCUAUGCUGCUAUUUUGGAUAGUUUUUUAAGGAUAAAAACAGUGUUGAAAACAGGCUGAUGUUUAUAUUGCUGCUGAGCAGUGCUGAACGCAGCCAAAGGUCUGUCUUAAGCUUCUGGCACUGUGCUGCCAGUGAUGGGCGGGGGGGCACAUGGAGUGGGGAGGGGAUGGAGCCAGGACGCCGACCUCAAAAGACCGCAGGGCGUUCCGUAAUACAUGACAUUGUGAAGUAAAAAUGUGAAAAGUGGUGGGGAGUUGGCUGAGCAGCUGCUGUUUGGGAGCAGAUGGGCACUGGUUGACGAGUGGGCAGCAAUUGCCUUGUGUGUCACUUGAUCACUUGUUUUGUGUGUGUGUGUGUGUGUAUAUAAUUAUCAUUACAAUCUUUUCUUACUUAGUAUAUAUGGGUUGAAAUAAAAAUGAGUUCUACUUCCUUUUUUUUUUCUUCUGUUUUUCAUGGCUGAACCACAGCACCACCCUUUAGAUAUUUCUAAGCUUUGCUCAGAUCCCCUCUCAAUCUUCUCUUCGUGCUGAACAGCCCCAGGUCUCUCAGCCUUUACUCAUAAAGGAGAUGCUCCAGGCCUCUCAUCAUCUUUGUGGCCCUCCACUGGAUAUAGAAGUUCCCCGUCUUUGUUAAACUGAGGAGCCCAAAACUGAACACAGUGCUCCAGAUGUGGCCUCACCAGGGCAGAGCAGAGAGGGAGGACCGCUGCCCUUGUCCUGCUGGCCACACUCCUGUUAAUGCACUGCACGAUAUCAUUGGCCUUCUUGGCCACAAGAGCACACUGCUGGUUUGUGGCCAUGCUGUUGGCUACCAGGACACCCAGGUCCUUCUCUGCAGAGCUCCUUUCCAGUAGAUCAGCCCAUAACUGGUACCGAUCUAUUCAGUUAUUCCCCACCAGGUGUAGGACUCAGCACCUGAACCUCAUCAGGUUCCUCUCCACCCAGCUCUCAGCCUGUCCAGGUUUCACUGAAUGGCAGCACAGCCUUCUGGUGUGUCAGCUACUCCUCCUGGCUUUGUAUCUUCAGCAAACCUGCUAAGGAUACACUCUACUCCUUCAUCCAGUUCAUUGAUGAAGAUGUCAAGCAAGACCAGGCCCAGUGCCACCCCCUGGGGAACACCAGUAGUUUAAGGCCUCCAGCUGGACUCUGCACUGCUGAUCACAACACUCUGAGCUCUGCCCAUCAGCCAGUUCUCAAUCCAUCUUCUUGUCUGCCCAUCUAUCCCACACUUCCUCAGCUUUCCUGCAAGGAUGCUGUGGGAGACAGUGUCAAAAGCUUUUCUGAAGUCAAGGUAGACAACAUCCACUAACGUCCCCUCAGCUACCCAGCCAGUCAUGACAUCACAGGAGGCUAUCGUGUUCGUCAUGCAGGAUUUCCCCUUGAUAAAUCCACGUUGACUACUGCUCCAACUGGCAAAAUGGAGAAGAUAAAUUGCACACCAGUGUUUUCCACUUGUGCUUCCAGACAUUCUUCUUUGAUCCUGCCCACAUUCCAGCUCCCAGUAUCACCCAUGCCCGCAUGGAAAAAGCAGCAGCAGACAGCGCUCUGUGCUCCUGACGAACCGCCUGACCUCUCACAGCUCCCUGUGAGGCCUGCAGUGGGGAAUCUCACUGCCUGUUAAUAAAAGGCUCCCUCUGUGUGCCUGUCCUUCCCCCCUCCACGUUCAGCUUGAACUUCUUCCAACCUCUGCCCCCGUGGAAAGUUUUAGCGUUUUGUUAUCCAUCCCCCACUACUGCAAACAUCUGUGGGAAGAGGUGAUUUUCAGUUCCUGACACAGACUGCCUCAGAGACAACAGUCUGGACAUAACAAACUGAUGUAGACACAAAUUCCUUUCCUAUUUAUUUCUCCAUGUCACAACCUGAGAAGACGGCGGAGGGAUGUGCUUUUUAAAGGGGCAGCAGCAAUAUGCAGAGGAACUGCGCCGCAUGCCUGCUUGCAAACUUACCAGCAAUUCUGCCUGGAUGGACUGCCUGGACUUCUUCCAGGCUGACUGUGGCCUGGAACGUUUCUUUUCUUUUCUGAGUGCUGCAGCUUUGUGCAACUCACGUGAGCUGGAGGAUGUUUCUGUUCCUAGUCCUGAGCCACAAAAGGAAGACUGUCUAAAUCACCAUCCUUCCUCAAGAGGAGCCCUUCUUGCAGACUUCACUUAUUCUUUAUUGGGGGAGCCUCAGCCCCUCCCUCUGUGCACAUGGAGAGGUGGGAGGGACUCUAGGAUUGUGAAAGAGUGCCUGCCUCCCCCACAACUUGAUCUCACAUCCUUAAAAUAGCUGCGUAUACCAGUGAAGAACAGUCUUGUUUCUCUUUUAUAAGCCUCAACUGUUUCUUGCCCAAACCUCAGACAACAAGAGGAUGCCACAGAAAAGGCUGGAAAAUGGCUGAGUUUUGCAUUAGCCCUCCCACAGCCCUUUGCCCCAUACUGUCCUCCAAAGUGACAGGCAUUUUGCAGAGGGAGAACAGACCUCAUUUGCCACUUUUUCUCCACUUCAGAGAAUUCACAGAAGAUAUUCUUUGAGCCCACGAAGCUCCACCAGCAGCUCUGAGUGCAUGCAUUCAGAUACAGGCCUUGCCACCAGGGCUCUGUGGCCUGCAGCAACCGCUCUGCCUCAGAUAAUGCAGUGCACAGAAGUUCAGUUUAUUUUUUUUCUGAAAGCUCAUUUCCUGAAGUCCUUUGAUCAGGGCAGAAGCCACAGAGCAGCCAUCAGCCCCUUGGGUGGUGGGGACAGCCAGGACUGGAGGUCUCCAUUGCAGGCUUGAACAUGAUGUGCCCUGCCUAUAUCCUUCUCUCCUUGUGUUUUGGCUACUUUUGGGAUGCUCUGAGCUAUGCUGGGGCCCAUGGAAGACAACUGGAUGUUGCCGGGAGGUGGCGACACUAUUCCUAGAGAACCCCACCAAGAGCACGUGGCUGCAGGAAGAGCUCAGACCUAAUGAAGACCUGAAGGCACCCACAUGACCAUGUCUAUCACACACUACGUCUUUCUGCUUUUCCUGGAAUUCUCCCUUGGGGUGGAAAUCACAGAACGAAAACUUGCGGCAGAAGGGUCCUCUGUCAUGAUGCAUGCACCAGCAGUCAGCAAUAUGAGCAUCACCGAGUGGGAGUACAUAGAGGACAGGACACCCAAAUUCAUCUUGCAGUACUAUGCCAACUUGAAGGUUCCAAUUAUUUACGCUGCAUACCAAGGCAGAGUGGUUUUCUACAAAAAGAAUGGCUCGCUUCUCCUACAGCAGCUGCGGGAGGCGGACAGUGGCAUCUAUAAAGCAACAGUUGACCUGAUGCAGGACAGGACUAGGACAACUAUCCUGGAGGUGAUCAAACCUGUGCCCCAACCCAAGCUCCUGAAGAGCUCAGACUCGAAUGGUUGUCUCAUCAAGCUGAUCUGCCUGCUGCCCCAUGGAACUGUGGCUGCUGUCUCCUGGAAGAAAGAUGGACAUUCCCUUACCUCACAAAAUUAUUAUCAGCUCACUCAGAACUUCACUGAGCUGUGGGUAAGGAAUGGAGAGAAGUCGAACUGUGGCUCCUACUCCUGCAAUGUCAGCAAUGCCAUAAGCUGGGAGGAGGCAACAUUCAACCUCACUAUAACAGGUCUCUCGCCUCCUCUCCAUGCUGCACUGAGGACGACAGUGGCUGCACUGGCUCUGGCUGUCAUCACUGCCAUCAGCUUUGUUAUCUGGCUCCUGCAGCCGGGGAAGCACAGACUUGGAAAAGAAGCACGGACAUGGCUAACUCCACCCAUCAGAGGGCUGCUGGGUAUCUCAUGUCUCCUCCUGUUUGUCACCUCUGUCAUCUGGAUGCUGGAAAAAGGUCCUUCUGCUGCCUUCAUCCUCCAUGGGCUUUACUUCCUUGCUGCAGUUAUAGCUGUGCUGCUGAUCAUCAUGAUCUCUCAGUGCAGACCAGAAGUACUCGCCCAGUGCCCAACCCUGACCUGCCACUCCGCCUUCCUGUGCAGUACAGCCAUGACACUGGCAGUCAACUUGUCAUUCUGCUUCCUCUUGCUCUACAACUUCCAGUGGGACCAUGAGCGUGGUUGUUCAGAGCCUGUCGAUGUGAUCACCAGCUGUGUCCUCGCUGUGCUAGCAGCUCUCCUGCUGCUGCUGCUCUUCGCCCUCUGGUAUCACAAGAAGAAGAUGGAUGCCAGAACACAGACCAGAAGCACCCAUGGGAAAGAAGAAGAUCGAGGACAGAACCAAGACAAGGAGAUUAGGCUGUCCCUUCAGCAUCCUGGAGAUGACAUCGCGCAAGAGCCAAGCUGAAAGAAAGGCAGUAAGGCACUGCAAGCUGUCUGCUCCCCAGCAGAGCUUGGGGCAAAAAUUCAGCCAAAAUGUUUAAAAAAAAAAAAGAGAGAGAGAGAGAUACACAUUCCAGACUUAGCUGUGGACAGUUCUUAGUAGUUCUGUCCCAGCUAUCCCAUCCCAGCUAUGAUGCGUUGCUACUAUUUGUCAGCAUAAGAGCAGUACUGGCUCAGUCAGUACGUUUUGGCUUCAAAAGAUUCCUGACCUGUUUUGCUUUCAGCACAGCUUCUGAGAAUUUCCACUUUCUGAGCUGCUUUCUUGCUGUCUCCUUAUAUGGUGCCUUAUAGCUACAGCCGUUGUGUCCUCAGGUCUGGCAGCUCCAGCACUGCCAUGUGCCUUAGGGGUAGGACUCCUUAUAUGGCUUUUAAAGCAUCCAUGAUGAAAAAUGCCCUGAGCUGAUUUCCAUUCCGGUAACCCAGCCUUGUCCCACCCAACAUCAGCGUGCAGUGGGCACUGUCUGGGCUGACACCAGGACAAGGCAAGGGCGCAAUGCAGUACUAACUCAAGUUAUGGCAAAUAAUUGUGUGCAUUUUGUUACGCUGGCUAAAGACAGUCCUGUGAUCAGUGAAAAAUAUGCAGCUUUGCUUUCUGUUUUGAAAAAGAAAUUUGAGAAUAGGUUUGAAGGUUGCAAAAAAAUGUAUCAACUUACGUUUGAAACUCCAUUUUCAGUCGGCAUAAAUUCAUUACCUGUGAAUUUUCCAA
Gallus gallus (chicken) is the source of this 6692-nucleotide messenger RNA. It is a transcript of the gene VSIG10L, whose product is annotated as V-set and immunoglobulin domain containing 10 like. The coding region runs from base 4650 to 5951 and encodes 433 amino acids. The record is from RefSeq and is a predicted model, not a curated record. NCBI's taxonomy places the organism in Eukaryota, Metazoa, Chordata, Aves, Galliformes, Phasianidae. The transcript is spliced from 12 exons.